CUCGCCGCGAGCCGGACCCCCGCUGGGGGCUCCAGUCCCCCGGCCCGGCCGCUGCGUGCGCCUUAUUAGCGGAGCCUUUGUUUGCUCAGGAUGCCUCGGCUCCGCGCGGCCCGGGCCGGAGCCUAUAAAACCUGCCGGGGGCCGGGGCCUGGGCACUGGGAGCCCUGACUCCUCGCGCAGCCGGACGCCGGGGUCCCCCAGCCUCGCGCGCCCCUCUGGCCAUGGCCGCCGUGCCGCUGCUGCUGGCCGGGCUGCUGCCCCUCGCCCUCUGCCCCGCGCCGGGCGGCGCCUCCCGCCCCAAGCCCCUGCUGCCCAUCCAGCCCGAGAAGGACCCGCUCCCCUCCAAGGGGGCGGCAGGCUGCUCGUUCGGAGGAAGGUUCUAUGCCCUGGAGGACACUUGGCACCCAGACCUGGGCGAGCCCUUUGGGGUGAUGCACUGUGUGGUCUGCUACUGCGAACCGCAGAGGAAUCGCCGAGGGAAACCAACAGGCAAAGUCAGCUGUAAGAAUAUUAAGCACGACUGUCCCGCCCUGCCCUGCAGUGAGUCUGUCCUGCUGCCGGGACACUGCUGCAAGACCUGCCCAAAGGCCUCUCCCAGCAUCCCAGAGAAGAGGCCAGAGCCCAUCUUUGACAGCUUCGAGUAUUUCCAGGAUAAGGAGGAUGACUUGCAUAAGAGCUACAAUGACCGUUCCUACCUGAGUUCGGAGGACCUUGCCCGGGAUGACAGCCGCACAGACUUUGUGGCCUUGCUGACCAGUGGCGCAGAGCCCUGGCUGUCACUGUCCAGCGCCGUGGCUAAAGCCAGGUUCACCCUCGUACGUUCCUACCUGCUCUUCUCCAUCAACUACGAAAGGCUGGGCCGGCCGAGCCGCGUCCGCUUCACCGACCCCGACGGCAACAUCCUGUUUGAGCACCCCGUGCAGAAGAGCGUCUCCCUGCAGGACGGCAUGAUCUGUGGCAUGUGGCGGAACCUGCACAAACCCUCCAUCCGCCUGCUGAGGGCGGAGCAGCUCCGCAUCUCCCUGGUCACCAAGUCUCAGCCAGCCGGCGAGAUCCAAGGCCCAAUCAUCAAGCACCGGGCCCUCUUCGCAGAGACCUUCAGUGCCAUCCUGACCUCCGUGGACUCAACCCACAUGGGUACGGGGGGCAUUGCCAUGCUGACCCUGAGUGACACCGAGAACAACCUGCACUUCAUCCUCAUGGCCAAGGGGCUGCUGGAGCCGGCAGACAAAGAAUUCCCUUGGGUUUCACUUAGGGUCCGGAUCCUGCACCAGAACCGGGUGCUGCGUGAGGUCAGGGCCAACAUCACCCUGCAGGACCCAGACUUCGCGGAGGUGCUGAGCGACCUGUCGAGCCGCGAGAUGCUGUGGCUUGCGCAGGGGCAGCUGAAGAUCACGGCAGAGACGGAGGGCAGGCGCCGGCGCCAGAUCGCCGGCUACAUCACUGCCAGGAAGAGCUGUGACACCCUCCAGAGCGUGCUGUGCGGAGGAGACGCCCUGAUGCCAACCAAGACGGGGGCUGUGGGAUCUGCCAAGCUGGCGCUCCAUGAGAACGGGACGCUGGAGUACCAGGUCCAGGUAGCAGGGACGGCGAGUGAGGUCAUCAGUGUCACCCUGGAGACCAAGCCGCGGAGGAAGAACAAACGCAACGUCCUGUUCGACAUGACGCCCAGCUACAGGGAGGGGCUGGCCAGCGGGACCUGGCAGCACAUGAAUGCCCGGGACACCCACAUGUUACUGCAGAGCGAGCUCUUCCUCAACGUGGCCACCAAGGACUUUGAGGAGGGGGAAGUGCGGGGACAGAUCAGCUCCCUGCUGUACAGUGGCCUCCUGGCACGAUAUACAGAGCUGCCCAUCCCCCUGGCUGGCCAGCUGGUGUCUCCCCCUGUGCGGACCGGCUCGGCGGGACACGCCUGGGUCUCCCUGGACGAGCACUGCCACCUGCACUACGAGAUCGUGGUGGGCGGGCUCGGCAAGUCGGACGACGUCGCCAUCAGUGCCCACCUGCACGGCGUCGCCGAGCUGGGCGAGCGCGGCCACGAGCACGCCCGACUCCUCAAGGGCUUCUAUGGCACCGAGGCCCAGGGCGUGGUGAAGGACCUGGACGCGGAGCUGCUGCGCCACCUGGCCCAGGGCACGGCCUUCCUGCAAGUCAGCACCAAAGUCAACCCCCGCGGGGAGAUGCGGGGGAGGGUGCACAUUCCCAACCAGUGCGAGUCGGGGGGCGUCCGGCUGGCCCCUGAAGAGGACGAGCUCCUAGAAGAGCCCAAGCCCAAAGACCCCGAGCAGCUGAAGAAGGACCCCAACUCCUGCUUCUUUGAGGGGCAGCACCGAGCACACGGCUCUCGCUGGGCCCCGGCCUACGACAGGAAGUGCUCCCUCUGCAGCUGCCAGAAGCGCACGGUGAUCUGUGACCCGAUCCUCUGCCAGCCCCUGAACUGCACCCAGCAGGUUCACCUAGAGGACCGGUGCUGCCCGGUCUGUGAAGAGAGGAAGGCAAGCCAGGAAGAGCUGAGAGCGGAGAAGGCCCGGGACAGCAGUGAGGGCUGCUACUUCGACGGCGACAAGACAUGGCGAGGAGCCGGCACCCGCUGGCACCCCGUGGUCCCCCCCUUUGGCCUGAUCAAAUGCGCCAUCUGCACCUGCAAGGGAGCGACGGGUGAAGUGCACUGUGAGAAGGUGCAGUGCCCGCGCCUGACCUGCAGCAACCCCGUCCGAGUCAGCCCGUCCGACUGCUGCAAGCAGUGCCCAGCUCCAGAGAAGAGCCCCCCUGAGCUGUCGGACAUGAUGCAGGCAGACGGGCCCCGGGCCUGCCGGUUUGGGCGCCAGUGGUACAUGAACAACGAGAGCUGGCACCCAACAGUGCCCCCCUUCGGGGAGAUGAAGUGCAUCACCUGCUGGUGUGUGUCCGGGGAGACCCACUGCCAGCGCCAGGAAUGUUCCCCCGCUUCCUGCUCCAGUCAUGCCAAGAAGGAGAUCCGCUGCUGCGCCCGGUGCCGGGAGGUUGCCCCAGAAGAAGCCCAGGAGAAGCUCAGAGCUGACGCCCCAGAGGCCUGGAGCCACUAGCCGGACACCAGUGGGAGGAUGAGGAGCCGGUCUGGAGCGGCAGCCCAGCAGCGUGACCAAGAUCUGUGCUGCCCCGGCCCAGGGCGAUACUCCCUGCUGGCUGCGGGGAAGCUGGGGCGUGUGGCCCAGGCCAAUCCCCAUGCCAGCCCUAGACUAGUUUUUGUUUCUUUGGUUUGUUUAACAUGACAGAUUCUGCCUUCUGCUUCCACCCAGGCCUGAGCCGCUGCUCUGGGGAGAGCCCCAGGCCCCCUGCCUCUGCCCCGAGGGGGCUGGCUGGUUCUGCUGCAACCUGGACCCCCACCAGCUGGUCGGGGCUCAGGGAAUGACACUGGGUAGAGACUGCGCUGCACAUGGCAAUAGCCUGGCUCCAUGAUAGUAUGGGACGGGGGGUGGGAGGCUGAGGAUCUUGGGGCAGGGGUGCUGUCCUCCCCCUCCCCACAUACCCACUCUCCCUCCAGGGAAGCACAUGGCCGCUGCGGGGAUGGGGCCCAGGUGAGCAUCUCCAUCAGUACCUGUGGCUGUGCGUCGCGUCCCAGCUGGGCUCCCCGGGCACGGCCCAGGCCUGGCUUGUACAUAGUGUAAAAUCUCCCUGCCCCUCCGCCCUCUCCUCUCGGCUUGUUCUUUGUCUGGGUUUCUCGUGUAAUUUAUGGUUCUGGGAGGGCCUGUCCGCCUUGAGCAGACCAAUUAAUCUUCAAUAAUUAGUCUGCUCAGGGCGGGCCCCUCCCAGCCGCGCUCAGGGCGGGCCCCAGGCCCUCCCUGCCCUGUGCAGACAAAUGAAGUUGGGGAGAUUGUGUAUUUAUUAAAAACAAAUGAAACUG
Molecule: messenger RNA, 3883 nt
Organism: Trachemys scripta elegans
Lineage: Eukaryota; Metazoa; Chordata; Testudines; Emydidae
Gene: CHRD
Product: chordin
Exons: 23
Coding region: 222-3065 (947 amino acids)
Biological process (GO): multicellular organism development
Molecular function (GO): protein binding
Source: RefSeq, a predicted model, not a curated record